Molecule: messenger RNA, 5582 nt
Organism: Paramormyrops kingsleyae
Lineage: Eukaryota; Metazoa; Chordata; Actinopteri; Osteoglossiformes; Mormyridae
Source: RefSeq, a predicted model, not a curated record
UUGGGCAAACUGACAGAGCACUUCUGCUAAGCUCUGGCCCUGAAGGAAACUCCAGAGGUGGAUAACAGGAAGUGUGUGCUGGGUUUUUCUGUGCAUAGCCCUUAUAUAAUGGCUGUUAAACUUCUAAGAUAUUCGUAACGUUGUACCUACUUUUCGUUAAGCCGUUAAACCAGAAAUUCUCAUAUAAUCCUUUUAAAGAUUAACCUGGUCACACGUUUGGAAUCGAAAUGAAGAGAUUAUGUGGUUUUCUGUUGCCUUUCGGGGCACUAAGUAGCAGCGCAUAAGUUAUGGGUUUGUCCACCACACACGUUAGACGAUUCCAGGGGGGGGUUUGUGUUUAACCCAGUUGUUUUUUCUCUUGCAGGUGUCCCAAGAAUCGAAUUGUGCCACCGUCACACUUUGAUGAAAAUGAGACCUUUGGCAGCCCUGCUUGUGACGCUCCUACCCGUGAUGCAAGCCGCUUGUCCAGAUCACGAGUCCGGCCUGAAUCCAUGGAAUCCUGGACAUAACGAAGCACACCGGGUCUCCAUUGGCUACGGCCAAAGAGUCGUCCUUGCAUCCUCAGCCACAGUCCAUUCCAUCGAGAUACUCGACGGAGGGAAGCUUGUGAUAGCAGACACCGGCCAGCCGAUCGUUCUACGGACAAAGCACAUUCUUAUUGGGAAGCAGGGCGAGCUCCACGUCGGCAGCCAGGAUUGUCCUUACAAGGGCAACCUCACCAUAGUUCUGUACGGCAGGUCUGAUGACACUGACAUAGAGCACAGCUACUUUGGACGAAAGUACAUUGGGGUCGGCACAGGCGGUACCCUGGAAAUUCAUGGGGAGAAGAAGCUGUCGUGGACGUUCCUAAACAAAACCCUCCGACCCGGGGUGGCCAACGAGGAGACCUGUCACUUUGAGAAGGGAUGGGGCAACCGGGGGAUCAUCGUGCACGUAGUGGAUCCCAAAACGGGGGGGGUACUGCACACUGAUAGGUUUGAUACAUACAGGAGCAAGAACGAGAGCCAACGCCUGGCCCAGUAUGUGGAUCUGGUACAGGAGGGCCUGAUACUGGCCAUGGUGGUGAAUGAUGAAGGUUCCAACAACCUGGAGGACUCAGCUAAGAAGACCUUGGCCGCACUUGGCAGCCAGCACUUCCACAGCCUGGGAUUCCGUCAUCCUUGGAGUUUCAUCACGGUAAAAGGGGAGCCGUCAUCCUCUGUAGAAGAUCACGCCGUCUACCAAGGAACCAAGGCCUCGUCAGAGGCGAGGAGCUCCCGGCUAUUCCAGCUGGGAUACGGGGAGUACUUUACCAUCACGGGCAGAAGCCAGUGGGUACAAGAGGCAGAGUGGAGCGAGUGGUUUGACAGGGAUGAUGAGCGCGGUUCGGGGGACUGGGAGAAGCUGACAGAGCUGCGUAGGGUCUUCCCGGACCGUGUGUGCAGCAGCCCCUUGGACAUGCAGGCCGAGACUCACGAUGGAAUCCCUUCAAAUUUAACGCAGGAGGUGUUCCACAAGCACGACAAAGAUUACGGCUUGGUGUGUCUCAACAGAGAGCAGCCAGAUGGGAUCUGCCACAACUACAGAGUUCGCUUUCUUUGCGGAAAACUUGUGAGGCCACAUGCAUCUGUCACCAUUGAAAGCCACUCCAACACCAGCAUACUGGACCUGGUUGAUGACAACAGCAGCUGGAAGCCGGGAGACACGGUGGUGGUGGCCAGCACAGACUACUCCAUGCACCAGGCCGAAGAGUUCCUCAUCCUGCCCUGCCGGACAUGUGCCAACAGCCAGGUCAAAGUGCAAGGCAAGCCGGCCUUCGUCCACAUGGGGGAGGUGGUGGACGGAGUGGACAUGAGGGCGGAGGUGGGCCUGCUGAGUCGCAACAUCCUCAUCAGGGGGGAGAUGGAGGACGGCUGCUACGGCAGCGAGGCCUGCAAGUUCUUCCAGUUCGACACUUUUGGGGGGCACAUAAAGGUGGAGCGUGGAUUCAAAGCCAUGCACAUGCAGGGGGUGGAGCUUCAGCACAUGGGCCAGCAGUCCAUGGGUCACUACCCAGUGCACUUCCACAUGAAUGGAGACGUGGACGAGCGCGGGGGCUACGACCCAGCCACCUACGUACGUGACCUGUCCAUCCACCACACGUUUUCUCGCUGCGUGACCAUCCACGGCUCCAACGGCUUGCUGGUGCAGGACGUGGUGGGUUACGACGCCCUGGGCCACUGCUUCUUCACGGAGGACGGUCCCGAGGAGAGGAACACCUUCAGCCACUGCCUGGGGCUUCUGGUGAAGGCGGGAACCCUGCUGCCUUCUGACCGUGACAGCCGCAUGUGCCGGGACAUCACCGAGGGCACCUUCCCGGGCUACGUGCCCAACCCGCGCCAGGACUGCAGUGCCACUUCCACGUUCUGGAUGGCCAACCCCAACAACAACCUCAUCAACUGCGCUGCUGCAGGCUCUGAGGAGACAGGGUUCUGGUUCAUCUUCCACCAUGUCCCCACCGGCCCCUCAGAGGGCAUGUACUCACCUGGGCACACAGAGCACACCCCCCUGGGCCUCUUUGUCAAUAAUCGGGCCCACUCGAACUACAGGGCUGGAAUGAUUCUCGACAAUGGGGUGAAAACCACUGAGGCCAGUGUCAAAGACAAACGGCCGUUUCUUUCCCUCAUAGGGGCCAGGUACAGCCCUCACUUGGACGCUGAUCCCUUCAAGCCCAGGGUCCCGGCCCAGAUCCACCAUUUUGUGGCCUACAAGAAUCAGGACCACGGAGCUUGGCUGCGGGGCGGGGAUGUUUGGCUGGACGACUGCCAGUUUGCUGACAAUGGAAUUGGCCUGACACUCGCGAGUGGAGGGACUUUCCCCGAUGACGACGGGUCGAGACAGGAGGUGAAGAACUCCCUGUUUGUGGGGGAGAGCGAGAACAGGGGCAUGCCUGACCUAGACACUCACAUCUGGGGUCCUGGUGGAGCAGACCUGAAUGACAGGACCGUACCCAAAGGAGUUGACUUCCCCAUCCGAGGCAUGCAGAUCUACGACGGGCCGAUAAACGUGCAGAAUUGCACCUUCCGGAAGUACGUGGCCCUGGAUGGGCGCCACACCAGCGCCUUGGGCUUCCGGCUGAACAACUCCUGGCAGAGCUGCCCCAACAACAACGUGACCGACAUCACGUUCGACAACGUGCCGAUCACCUCGCGGGUCUUCUUCGGAGAGCCGGGUCCCUGGUUCAACAAGAUGCAGAUGGACGGCGACAAGACCACCAUCUUUCAUGACGUGGACGGCUCGGUCAGCGAGUACCCGGGUGCCUUCCUGGUGAAGGAGGACAACUGGCUGCUGCGUCACCCGGACUGCAUCGAGGUCCGAGACUGGCGGGCGGCCAUUUGCAGUGGUCACUUUGCCCAGCUUUAUGUUCAGACGCGCGACCCAGCCAGCUUGAGCAUGACGAUGGUGAAGGACGAAUACCCCGAGCGGCCUCUGGUGCUGCAGGGAGCUCUGGGGAAGAGGAGCCACUACCAGCAGUUUCAGCCAGUGGUGAUGCUGGCCAAGAGCUACACGGUGCACUGGGACCGGGCCGCACCAGCAGAGGUCACCGUGUGGCUCAUUAACUUCAACAGAAAUGACUGGAUCACCUUGGGCUUCUGCUACCCCAAAGGAACAGACUUCACCAUCAUUUCAGAUAUUCACAACCGCCUCACCAAACAGACCCGCAAGACUGGAGUCUUUCUCCGGACCCUUCAGAGGGAGAAGAUGCAGCAUUCACAGCAGACCCGGGGUUACUACUACUGGGAGGAGGACACUGGGCUCCUUUUCCUGAAGGUCCAAGCCCACAAGGAGCGGGAAGAUUUCGCAUUCUGCUCUGUGAAAGGCUGCGAGAGGAUCAAGAUCAAGGCCAUCAUUCCGAAGGGCAGCGGGCCCAGCGACUGCAGGGCAGCAGCCUACCCCAGACAUGCUCAACUGCCCAUCGUGGAUGUCCCAAUGCCCAAGAAGCUGCCUGCCAGCCAGCUGCAGGACUCGGAGCACUUCCUGGAGGUCAAGCUGAAGUCCUUCAAGACCCGCUUCUUCCACAUCAAGGAGGACUUCACCUACAUUGAGGUCAGUGGAAGGAAGAUGUACCAGGCAGAAAAUGGGAUUCGUCUAGUCGUGGUGGACGGCCAUCGUGGCAAAGUGUUGGACAGCAAGAGCUUCAGCAGCUACCUGCUGCAGGGCGUGCCAGCACAGAUCGAGCGCUACGUCGGCAGCCUCCAGAACGGGUCGAUAGUGCUGGUCAGCUCUAAAGGACAGCGCGUUACCCGCGGACGCUGGACCAAGGUGCUCGAGGAUCUCGGAGCAGACAGGAACGUCAGACUGAAAGAGAAACUGACGUUUGUGGGCUUCAAGGGCGAUUUCCAGCCUGACUGGGUGAGGCUGGUGACAGACGAGGACGAGGCUGAGAUCCAUCAGGUGCUGCCCAUUCCAGUGGUGAGGAAGAGGAGGUUAUGAGGCCUGAGCCAGGAGGAGGAUGCACCUCCACGGUCGCCGCUGUCCAAGUGCACAAUGCGAGAAGUGAGGACUGUAAGAGGCCUGCGGGCAGGACAUCCUCAGGCCAGAGAGCUCACAGGGGUGACUUCCCAGAUAGGAGCCAUGUUUGUACCAAGUGUGGAUGUGAAUGGUAUUCAUUAGGAAAACAUUCCCUGUUUUUGUCUCAGUGAUGUCUUCUGUCCCCAGUUCCAGUGGAGAGUUCCCUUAUACUGUUAAAGGUUUCAUGCUUUUAAUAUGUAAUAUGUGGUGUUUUUUUUCCCCAGGAUUCUCGAAGUGUGAUUCUUUUGUAAAUGUUAUAAACCAGCAAACAUGAAAUGGAGGCUUCAGGGUGAUCUUAACCGGGAAACGGAAUUUGUACAGAUGGCUUCCCUUCGAAAGGACAGCAUUGAGGGGGCACCUUGGUCAGAAUACGAGAAGUGAUGUUCCCAGUUUCACAGGAAUUGCCAUUCCGGCCACCUCUUGCCGAAAUAGCUGGCCUUUUUUCGGAAAUUGACCUCAAAGUCAGUGUUUUGUACGUUUUUGUGUUUCAAAAACACUUCAGAAUAUAUAUCAGAAAAUAACUUUUAUACUUAUUUAUUGUACAGACACAAGCCUGUAACUGCUCACUGGGAACAUUCUUUAACCUGUAAAGUUUACCGAGGGCGUGCCAUCUGAAAAUCAAUAGAGCUUAAUUCCUAAGACACAUUAACGGAGAGGAAUUAGUGUGAAAUGCAACACGCAUAAACAUCAAGUUGUAUAUCAGAUUUGUGGGUUUUUGUUUAAAAAGAAACCACGUAAUGUGUAUUUAGUAAUGUGAAUAAAGUGUUUGAGAACAAAUCUGUAUCUAUGUCCCACCCUGUCUAAAUGUGAACCUGGGGGAUCGACUGGUGCUCUAAACAUCAUGUCUUUGUACAUUGCAUUCCCUUAAAUUUAACUGUAAUCUAGUAGGAUGAUCAGAAACCAUAAGACUUGACCAUUCUUGACCUUUCGUUUGACGAUGACUAAAGUCAGUGGGUUGGCGGACCACAAUCAACCGAACCAUGUCAGUGUGGUUUCUGUUCAGAGCGCAAAUGUACAAAUGACUUUGCUCAAAUAAAUUCUUUUUAAAAUGA